Molecule: messenger RNA, 6176 nt
Organism: Tyto alba (common barn owl)
Lineage: Eukaryota; Metazoa; Chordata; Aves; Strigiformes; Tytonidae
Gene: LMLN
Product: leishmanolysin like peptidase
Exons: 17
Coding region: 12-2054 (680 amino acids)
Biological process (GO): proteolysis; cell adhesion
Cellular component (GO): cytoplasm; membrane
Molecular function (GO): metalloendopeptidase activity
Source: RefSeq, a predicted model, not a curated record
GGCAGUCGAAGAUGGCCGCCGAGCUGGGUGGCUGGCGUCCGGGGCCUCACCGGCGCCACCGGCUGCCGCUCGCUGCUUUUCUCGCCGCGCCGCUGCUGCUGCUGCUGCUGCUGAGCUGCGGGCGCGCCGCCGCCGCUGCUGCCGCCCUUCCUCCCUCCUCUCCCUCGUCUUGUCACCACCGCGUGCCCAGCGGUGAAGAGGUUGUCUAUCAAGUUCCUCUAAAGGAAAAUCAUGUUUUGAAGAGAAAUGUGGAUCAACAGCUAAGAAUUAAGAUUAUAUAUGACAGAAGUGUUGAGGAUUUGCUACCUGAGAAAAGACACCUUAUAAAGAACAAACUUUUUCCACAAGCUAUAUCUUAUUUGGAGAAGACAUUUCAAGUGCGCAAAUCCACAGGCACAAUAUUACUAAGCAGGCAGUGUGCAACAAACCAAUAUUUAAGGAGGAAAGCUGACCCUCACAGAUACUGCCGAGGAGCCUGCGCAGACCAUACAAGAUGUGGGCCAGUUAUAGUACCCGAGAAGCACCUCCAGCAAUGCAGGGUAUGCAGUGAGAACGAGUGGCACUGUGGGCCCACUGGCUUACCUGACCAAGAAGGGGUUCGAGAUGCUGACUUUCUACUUUACGUCAGUGCCCUCACUACUGAAAGGUGUGGCCAUGAAAAUAUCAUUGCAUAUGCAGCCUACUGCCAGCUGGAAGCUGAAAUGGACAGGCCAAUAGCAGGAUAUGCUAACUUGUGUCCAAAUAUGAUUUCAACUCAAGCUCAGGAAUUUGUUGGCAUGCUGUCUGCAGUGAAACAUGAGAUCAUCCAUGCACUGGGUUUCUCUGCUGGACUGUUUGCAUUUUAUCGUGAUGAUGAUGGAAGACCUUUGACAACAAGAUAUGCAGAUGGACUCCCGCCUUUUAACGAAAGUCUAGGUUUGUAUCAGUGGAGCAGUAAAGUCAUUCAUAAAGCAGUGAGGUUAUGGGACAUACGCGGUGGCAAAAUACUGCACCAUGCUGUUUAUCUUCUGAUAACACCUCGUGUAGUUGAAGAAGCUCGAAAACAUUUUAAUUGUCCAAUUCUAGAGGGAAUGGAGCUUGAAAAUCAAGGUGGCAUGGGUACUGAGCUCAAUCACUGGGAGAAGAGAUUGUUGGAGAAUGAAGCAAUGACUGGAUCCCAUACUCAGAAUCGAGUCUUUUCCAGGAUCACUUUGGCAUUAAUGGAGGACACAGGCUGGUAUAAGGCAAAUUACAGCAUGGCAGAGAAAUUAGAUUGGGGACGCGAUAAAGGCUGUGACUUUGUAAUGAAGAGCUGUAAAUUCUGGAUCGACCAAAAGAGACAAAAGAGGCAAUUAAUCAGUCCAUACUGUGACACUUUGAGGAGUAAUCCAUUGCAGUUAACCUGCAGGCAGGACCAAAGAGCAGUGGCAGUGUGCAACUUGCAGAAGUUUCCAAAGCAGUUACCUCAGGAAUAUCAGUAUUUUGACAAUCUUAAUGGAGUACCAGCAGAAGAAUUGCCUUAUUAUGGUGGCUCAGUCGAAAUUGCUGACUAUUGUCCCUUUAGUCAAGAAUUCAGCUGGCAUUUAAGUGGUGAAUUUCAACGCAGCUCAGACUGCAGAAUAACUGAAAACCAACCAGAUCCUACCAAAAACUAUGGUGCAGAGAAAUACGGACCAAACUCUGUAUGUCUUAUUCAGAAAUCUGCUUUUGUCAUGGAACAGUGCAGGAGGAAACUCAGUUACCCCGACUGGGGCAGUGGGUGUUACCAAGUUUCUUGUUCCCCACAAGGGCUACAUGUUUGGGUCAAGGACACUGUGUACUUGUGCAGCCGCUCAGGUCAGGUAUUAACCGUGAGCAUUCAGAUGAAUGGCUGGAUACAUGUUGGGAAUUUGAUUUGCCCAGCUUGUUCGGACUUCUGUGACUCCUGUCCCCCGGAGCGGGAUCCUCCAGCUUCUAACUUAACAAGAGCUGUGCCAGUUGACUUAUGCUCCUGCUCAUCUAGCCUGGUUGUAACCCUUUGGCUGUUGAUGGCUAACUUAGUUCCCCUGUUAACAGGAUUAUUCCUCUGUGCAUAGAGUUAAGCACGGGGCAGGAAGAUGUUCCAAGAUGGUAUACUGUCAUGUUGCACUCCUUAUUGUGGAGCACGGAGCUUUUUGUCUCUGCAGGCAGAUGUCUUCUGCUGAACCUCAUCUCUCCUGGCAGGUACCGGUGCAGACAGUAGUCAGGGAGCUACUGACAAAAACAGCCAGCAUUUGAGAGGAGGAAAAUUUACCUUGUCAUCUUAAUAAGUGCCAGUAUUUUCCUGCAACCUUUGAUUUUUUGACGCAGUAACCAGAUCCACUAUGCCAACUGUGUUAGACUACCUGGAAACUCGGACAAGAUUUGAAACAAGAACUCGUCUGUAAUGAAACUGAGGGUUGUUUUUUUGUUACAUCCUCUGUGUGACUGGUAGCAAAGCAUCCUCAAACUGGAAAUAUACCUCAGUGGUUUAGUCAAAAGCCAUGUAAAAAUCAGUUGUCAUCACUGCUAAUAACCCAGACCUAAACAGGUGUGGGAAUUCUUUUGUUUGUUUUGUCAAUUCUUACAAUUUAUUUGGGGCAGAAAUCAUUUAGUGGGAUAGAUCAGUGGUUGGCAGUUGUCUCCACAAUCGGAUUCUGCAGCUUUGAGGCUUCUCAGAAUUCUUACCAGUUUGUGGUAAAAUGACUAAUUCUUGGGCUUCACUUAAACCUUCCUACGUGCACAAAGUGAAAUUUCAGACUGGUAAGCAAAACAGCUGUCUAGAAAUCCCAUUCUCAUUUAUCAUGUGCCACUGAAAUUUAAUACAUCAAAUGUUUGAAUAUUCUCAGAGUUAUCUGCUAGGCAAAUCCAUUUCAGUACUGACACCCAGUCUGUAAAAUUGGGAUAGGAUUUCUGAUUAUUUUUAAUUUUGUUGGUUUGUUUCUUAAAUAAUGACAUUUUUAAAAUAGUAUGAAUAUAAAUGCAGCUAUUCUCAUUUUUUGUUGAAGGGUAAACCAGUAGCGAUGGCAGCUAUAAUCUUACAGGACCACGUUGACUUCUCUAGACCAAAAACUAUAUUGAAUGUGUCAAAAAAAAAAAAAAGUCUAAUCUGUCUUUUUUUUUUUUUCCCCCUCUACUUUUUCUUGGGCAUAUAAAUACUAUGGUUUAUUUGAGUAUUUGUAGUAAGUUGAGAAUAAGAUACUUUGAACCACACGAGGGCACACUUUGGUACCAAAUUAAUUACUUGAUGGACAAAAUAUAUAAGAUGAAUGAAAUGAGCAAAAUCUGUCUAGCUAAGGACAGGUGGUCUAUAGGACACCUGUAAGGAAGUUUUUAUUUGUUGCUGACUCUAUAAUGCAUUACAAAUAAUCCUGUCUGGACUAGAAGAAACUUAAGUGGUCCAAUCCGUUGUCUGUCCUGUUAGCGUAGUUUUCAUUCUUGGAAAAGUUAAACUUGAGGGAGUAGACAUGCCCAGUGCACUACAAAAUGCAAAUAUAUGAAAAAGAUUGUUAUUCUGCUUCUUAAAUGUGCUGUGAUAUUAUAGUUGUCAAUGACUAGGUCCCUUUAUAAAAUAAAAGGUAGAGGGAUGGAAGGGGUAUGAAGUAAAAUUUAUUUAGCUACAAUUGAACUUGUUUAGUAACGGGACUUUCAUUGUAACUGCAAGAAAAUCUUUGUGCCUACCAGACUUGUGGGUUUUUUAUUUAAAGAAACUCUUACAACACUGCUGAGCUGAGUAAGCUGCAACCUAAAACUGUCUGAAGGCAUCACAACUGAGAGAGUACCUUGCACUGGGCUAGUUCCUCUUCUUAACUGCAAGUUAAGUUUGCUUUGAAUUAUACAAGGCCUAGGCUAGCCUUAAAUAGGUGUUUCUGAGAAGCAAUACAAAUUAGGAAUCAAAUGCUUUAAAUGUGUACAAGUUCGAAUUAAGAAGCACUCGGAUUAAUAAGUGAACACUGAUUAUUUUAAUAUAUGCACACUCCACACUUGGUGUAAACUGAUUCCUUGAAAACGUAGAAGUUUGAGAAUACAACUUAGGUCCCAGAGGUUGAUACUGUAUUUUUUGUCUGUUGUGCAAUAAUGCAGUUUAAAUGGUAUCACUCAACAACAGUGCUUUUGAUACUUGAAAAGAAAUUAUUGGUUAUUUUUACUUACUGUGAAAUAUUUGCACUGUCUGAACUUUCUGGUUAACUUUAUAGCUGUUAAAACUUUUUUACUGAUGUUAACUUAUUGUGCUUGGUAUUUGAUAUGCUAGUGUCCUGUUGGUGUAAGUGUGAAAUUUGUCAUAUUUAAGUGAAUAUUUUUAUCUUCUACACAGUUGUUUAUCUUGAGGGCUUUUCUUUUAUUCUCUCUUCCUGAGAAUUAACUGAAAGAUGGCUUAAAAAGUCAAUGCUUACCUACUUCUGAAUUAUAUGCAUUAAUUAAAGAAAGAGGCUGUAGUGCAUUGUACCUACAGGGAAAAACCUAUCUGCCUGUCAGAGCUCUUGUUGUCAGAUUCACCAGUACCUACUGAGUAGCUGCAUCAGUGAAUCCAGUUAAGUAAAACUAUUACUGCCUUAAUACUCUGAGAUUUCAGUCGUAAUUUCUUUGACAUGCAGCCAUUCAGCUGGCUGUGAACUGCAGAACUGGACACGACUUGGGGGAGUUGGGGAGGGAAGGUACUUCAGCAGUCAGAAUCCAGCAUGUUAUAUCCUGUCGGUGCAUUAGCAGCUGUAGCCGUGUUGGAACGGCCAAAAAAUGCGUCAAGUUCAAUUUAAAGCGAGAAUGAAUUGGUGACUCUCAAAAAGAAUAUUUGAGUAAAACUGACUACCUCAGUUCUGUUUGUCUUUGAGUUAAGCUUCUAGCAUGCUGUGAACUUCCAAAUCUUCAGAUGAAUUAAGUAAAACCACAUCUCAGUUUUUUAAGAGCAAAACAAAUACAGUAGGAAGUGUAAGCCAUUUUUGAUUGUAGAACACUGCUAAAAUUUGUAGCUUAAACCAGUCGGUUAUAUAGCCUUAAGUGUAGUUUCCCCCAUAAAAGUCGGUAUUGGUUUUAAAUAAAUACAAAGUUUGCAGGCAGCUACUUUAGGUGUUCUGACCAUAUUACGGCAAGUCCAUCUUCUUGUAUCUCUUACAUGUGAAAACUUUGAAAUAUAGUCUCACUAAGCGUUUGUGUUUUCACCUGAGUAGAUAGGGCAACAGGAGCCCUGGAAAUAGUGCUAAGAGAUAAAUGAGUUAGCUUGUCUGCAGCAGAUGCACUUUCAGUAUAUAACAUCAACAGUUUUAAUGUUUUAAAAACCUUCCGUGUUUGGUUUUGGAAGUAAAUUAGUCUCACGAUCUGUUUUACACCCCAGUAGUUCAAAUCCAAAGCAUUUAAAUUAGAAGUCGAGACAAGGAACACAUUUUUCUAAUGUUUCAAACAAAUAUAAGGCAGAAGGAUGGCUUUUGGCAGGAAUAUGCAGCAAGUAAAAUUACAUUGAAAAGCAGGCAAUUCAUUCUUCUUGAAAUGAGUUGAGGUCUUGGGAGACUGUCAUGGCCCUGGUUGUAGGUUGAUUACCAAAAGAGAAUUUUGACCCCCAUGAAUUGACUGUCAGUCCAAUGCAGCUCAUUCUGUCUGCUGAGCACUAGUAUAUUGGGAAGACUGAUGUCACCUAAGAGCAGACAUAUCUACAGUCCCUUACAAGGGCCAGUUGUUUUUAAAUCUUCCCGUCCUGCAAAUCUUUUGCUUGCGUGUAUUUCAGAAGAGAGGGAGGCGUAUGUCCUUUCUUCCCCGCAUUUCCUAGGAGCGGCUUUCUGCCAGCUGAGCGGGUCAAGGUCUUUCCCUGCAAGAUUUAAAAAGCAGCUUUUGCUUGGCUGAAGGCGUGGGUGCCUGCUUGCACGUAUCGCUCGUCAGGGUUUGGGUCUACUUGUAUACUGAAUAAUGUGCUUUUACACUACUGGACUUCCAAAGUGCAAAUGUUGCCUUUUUAAUGUGAAGCUUACCUUGGAGAUAAAACAACUGUUUCGAGAGAACUGGCUGACCUUGAAUACAUAUUUCCUAUUUUGGUACAGAAUGUAAAUAUAGAACAAACUAUUUUACAUAGAUUUUGACUGGAUUGAGAUAUAAGGGCUAAUUUUUGUUAUUUAGGGAGUAAAAACUUCCUUAUUUUACUGUGUAAAAAAAGUAUGUCAUACAAAAGAAGAAAAAAUUGUUCAUCAAUAAAACGUCUGUAGAAAAUUAACUCU